AUGCGCCAGCGCCUAGCUCUCCGCCGAAUCCUCCUCCAGAGGCUCUUCCGCCUCCAGACCACCCGGCCCUUCACGAGCAACACAUCCCUGACCUCGCGCAGCCGCCCGCAACUCCCCUUUCUCUCGAUCCCCGUGACGUCCCCGCGGCCCCGCGUCCGCUACUUUACUACCGAAAAGAAACAAUGGCUCCGCUACGAGGGCCGCUUGUUCCUCCGCUAUAACGUUUCCAUCUGGGGCGGCGCCCUGUGCAUCUUCGCCAUCGUCUUCCUGCUGAACCAGGAGGCCCUCGAGAAGGACCACCCGACGCCGCACGAGUGGUCGUUCCUGACGAGAAUGGGCGUGCGCGGCGCCAAGGAUGCUGCAAAGGACAGCCAGAAUAGGGACGUGAACUGGGUCGAAGUCCUCGUGUCGUGCAGGGCCAUGCUCAAAAGGCUGGAGGACCCCAACAUCGACGGCGCCGGCAUCAGGGAGCUACUGGAAGAGCCUCUAUCAAUUGACGGUGUCGGAAGCGCCGGGAAGGACCUGACGGCCAAGAGCGAGAACUGGAGGAGGGGCUACUACGAGAUGUUGAUGCUUCUGGCGCAGGCCUCGGAGCAGCUGGACGGCUGGGUCAGGGACACGACGAGGAACAUCAUCUUCCCGCCAGAGGUCGUCCGCGGCCCCUCAAACCCGCAUCCGAAACCGAUCCCCGCAGGUGCCGAGAGCGCGCCGAACGAGGAGGACUGCGAAGUCGCCUACGAGCCCGCCGAGAACCACUACCUGCGUGUCCUCACCACCAAGGGCUUCACGAACCGCCAGAAGAUGGACGCCGCCCUGAGGUAUGCCUCCUUCCUCGACUACAAGCACCUGCCCGACGCAGCCGAUAGGAUGUACCAGUGGGCCCUGUCCCUGGCGACCGAGACGACGCCGAGCUCGCCGCCCCUCGUCGACCCUCGUACGUACACCAUCAACGACAAGACGACGCUGCCGUCUGAGAACGUCCUGAACGUCCUCACGUCGAUUGCCCUGCAUAAGGCCCGCAACGGCGACGUGAACGCUGCGCUGCCCAUCUUCGUCUCCGUCCUCCGCGCCCGUCGCGCCCUUCCGCAAGUGCCCCUCCCGGGCCAGGAACGCCCCGCCGAAACGCCCGGCACGCUGUGGCAGAAGGUCUGGAAUCUCAGUAAGGCGCCGGUGUACCCCUCGCCGCCCGACGACGGCACCCGUCCACCCUGGAGACACCCCAAGGAGCUCUGCGAGGAGGCCGGCCUGAACCUGUACAUCGGCGAGAUCCUGUACGCGACAAAGGACUCCAAGGCGAACCGCGAGGAGGGCCUCGCAUGGACGCGGGACGCCGUCGACCUCGCCGAGGAGCAGCUUCGCAAAGUCGGCCCCUUGGGCGGCGACAAGGAGGCCCGGCAGACGUGCCGCGAGUGCCUCAGCACGGGGCUACAGAACUGGUCCACCAUGGUGGCGAGGCUGGCCCGGGAGGAGGAGGCGAGGGGCAAGGCGGCACCCGCCAAGUCCGUCUUCGGCUUCUGGAGCGGGGCCGCCGAGACGGACGAUGUAAGCAGGUGGGUGGCGGAGGAGAAGGUCGUCGCGGAGAGGAUCCGGCGUACGAGGGAGCUGCUGGUGCAGGCCGAGCCGCCUGCCGCCGGGCUGGCAUCUCUGCUACAGGUGUAG
Colletotrichum higginsianum IMI 349063 is the source of this 1659-nucleotide messenger RNA. RefSeq lists its product as uncharacterized. NCBI's taxonomy places the organism in Eukaryota, Fungi, Ascomycota, Sordariomycetes, Glomerellales, Glomerellaceae. The transcript has a single exon. The record is from RefSeq and is a predicted model, not a curated record. Bases 1 to 1659 code for a protein of 552 amino acids.